GUUUGUUACCGUUGGUUAUGUUGGUAGAAGAUGGCAGUCUCUGAAUCGGAUCAUAUGGAAUACUGUGAGGGUGGGAUAAGUGAAGUAAACAAUGAUUAAAAGUAAUUGCUUGACAAACUAUAUGACAGCGGGAGUGGUAAGGUGGUAAACUCUGAGAGAAGGACAUGGGUGACUAUUUAUACAUGUCUGUGAAAUGGGACCCUCAGCAUGUGUUUCUGUCCGUCAGACUGAUCAACACAGGAGCUUGCUUGCUUUCUCUUUCGCUGCUCAAAGUCCUGUCUUUCACCUGACAAGAUUUUUUUUUAGGGUUUCUUUGUUUUCACACCACAAGGUUCAUAGUCUUAUCUGUAUUUUCCUCACCCGUCUUGGAUCUUCACUUGUUGGGACUUUUUUUUUUUCUUUCAACUUAACUUCUGCAUGCAGUCAAACCAUUAUUGCUAAGCUGCUGCUCUUCUCCUUUUUUCCCCACCACCUGCUCCCUUUGUCCUUGUACGUGGUUUUUGGGCUAUGCUGUCCUCACCCACUGUGAUUCUCCAGCCUUAUGGAUUGCCCAUCUACCCACAGACAACCGCAUGCUACCCCAGCAUAGUUCAGGGAGGCCCUACGCAGGAGGCCGGGCCAGGCGGCGGUGACCCCACUCUGUCACAAGUCUACGCCCCGCCUCCCUCCUACCCCCCCGGAGGUCAAGGUCCACCAACAUCUGCAGCCAGACUCCCAGCGCUGGAUUUUAGCUCUGCCCAUCCCAGUUCAGAGUACCCCGAACAUCCCCAGCUCAGAGUCUAUCAGGGCCCGCAGCACGACGGGGCCGACACGCUGGCAUCCAACAGCACGGAGGAUGCUUUGACUCCUGUGACCUCUGACCCCCAGUCUCUGAGUGUGUCAGUGUCAUCGGCAGGCAGAGCAGGAAGCACCGGCGAAGAGGACGGAUCUGGUAAGGCUCAACCAAAACGCCUGCAUGUCUCCAACAUCCCGUUCCGCUUCAGAGACCCGGACCUGCGGCAGAUGUUUGGGCAAUUUGGCAAGAUUCUUGAUGUAGAAAUUAUCUUCAAUGAGAGGGGGUCCAAAGGCUUUGGGUUCGUCACCUUUGAGAGCGCAACAGAGGCCGAUCGAGCUCGAGAAAAGCUGAACGGGACGAUUGUGGAAGGGAGAAAGAUUGAAGUUAACAAUGCCACUGCAAGAGUAGUUACUAAGAAGCCUCAGGCACCUCUUGUCAAUGGUGAAAUUACAGCAUCUGGAUGGAAGAUCAACCCUGUUAUGGGGGCCAUGUAUGCACCAGAGCUCUACACAGUUGCCAGUUUCCCUUACCCAGUAGCCACUCCGACUCUGGCAUACCGUGGCUCUGCAUUACGUGGCCGCGGUCGAGCUGUCUACAACACUAUUCGCUCUGCUGCAGCCACGCCCACUGCUGUGCCCACGUACCCGGGGGUUGUUUAUCAAGAUGGGCUAUACAGCGCUGAAGUCUAUGGAGGCUACCCUACUGCUUACAGAGUGGCUCAAUCCGCAUCUGCAGCCACAGCGGCCUACAGUGAUGGGUAUGGACGGGUUUAUGCCGCAGCUGCAGAUCCCUACCAUCACUCAGUUGGACCAACAACAACAUAUGGCGUUGGUACAGUGGCCAGUUUGUACAGAGGAGGAUACAACCGCUUCACCCCCGUACUGAACAGCAGUUGGACAGAGUUCGUCAAACUGCACGAGCAGCUGAUCUACUACAGGACAGGUGGGCAUCUCCUUGGAAACGGUGUUACCUCCCAAUUCCAUGGCAACCUGUCCCUGAGAUGUAACCAGGCUGAAGGUGUAAAUACUGUAAGACUCACGAAAUAUUCACCUGCUGAAUCAGACUGAAGAGGAUGUUAUGUAUAAAGAAAGCUGCUUGAAAUCUUGUCAUUUUUGUUUUUCUGAAGAUGAAUAGUCUUCACGCUGGCAGAUGGAUGGCACUGUAGACGGUAACCGGUGAUGGCUGAUGUGCAAAAUACUGUGAGAACUUUUUUAAUAAAAUGUGGGGUGUCUUUUUUUUCUCCUAAAGUUCACGGGUCAAACUAGAAAAAAAAUCUUUUGUGCAGUGUUGUUGUCAUGAUGACCUCAAUGUGUGUGUGUGUGUGAGUGUGCACUUGAGAGUAUGAGUGUGGUUAUUCAACAAUGCUCAGUUUUUCAUUACAGAAGUGUCACACUUGCAGAUGUCUAGUUUGUCUGGAUGUAGAUGGAAUUUCACUUUCUGACAAUCUACCUCUCCUACAUUUUUUACCAUUUCAUACAGCUUUCAUUCUUAACACUUUAUUGCCUUCUGUAUCUGUGAUUUUUGAUUCAAAGGAUUUAUUUCUUCUUCAUUUAUCUGUUGAUAAAUGCUAGCAUAUCUGCGUCUAUUGGCUUUGUGUUGCUGGAGGAGAGUAGUUAUGUAGUUAGUUAGUUAGUUUUGUAGUUAUUCCGUUGGAGACAGAUAACGUAGUGUUUAGGGCGGUUUGGUUGUUCAGG
This is a messenger RNA of Thalassophryne amazonica, 2469 nucleotides long. It is a transcript of the gene rbfox1l, whose product is annotated as RNA binding fox-1 homolog 1, like. Gene Ontology annotation, biological process: nervous system development; regulation of alternative mRNA splicing, via spliceosome. Gene Ontology annotation, molecular function: mRNA binding. The record is from RefSeq and is a predicted model, not a curated record. Gene Ontology annotation, cellular component: cytoplasm; nucleus. The coding region runs from base 508 to 1842 and encodes 444 amino acids. The transcript has 12 exons. NCBI's taxonomy places the organism in Eukaryota, Metazoa, Chordata, Actinopteri, Batrachoidiformes, Batrachoididae.